Molecule: messenger RNA, 2723 nt
Organism: Oxyura jamaicensis (ruddy duck)
Lineage: Eukaryota; Metazoa; Chordata; Aves; Anseriformes; Anatidae
Gene: SLCO2B1
Product: solute carrier organic anion transporter family member 2B1
Exons: 12
Coding region: 164-1888 (574 amino acids)
Biological process (GO): transmembrane transport; sodium-independent organic anion transport; bile acid and bile salt transport
Cellular component (GO): membrane
Molecular function (GO): protein binding; bile acid transmembrane transporter activity; zinc ion binding
Source: RefSeq, a predicted model, not a curated record
AAGCCCCACCUCCGCACACCCAUCCCCACCUCCGGGCUGGGAAGUAAAAGCACCGAAUGGCCGGGGCGGCUGCUGCCAGAGGAAAACUUUUGCUCCCAGCCCAGAGGGACGGGGACGGGGACGGGUGGAAUCCUACAACUGCCGAUAAAGCAGACCUGACAGAAUGACGAGCACCGCUACAAAGAGCAGCUACCCGGAUCGGUCCAGGAAAACACUCUGCAGGAACCCAUUUCUCAGUAUCAAGUUCUUUGUUUUCUGCCAUGGGCUCCUGCAGCUCUCCCAGCUCCUGGUCUCCGGCUACCUGAAGAGCUCCAUCUCCACCAUCGAGAGACGAUACGGCCUCUCCAGCCAGACAUCAGGGCUGCUCGCUUCCUUUAAUGAGGUUGGGAACACGCUGCUGAUUGUCUUCAUCAGUUACUUCGGGAGCCGAGUGCACAGGCCUCGCUUCAUCGGCUGCGGCGCCAUCCUGGUCUCCUUGGCCGGGUUCCUCAUGUCGCUCCCUCACUUCAUCACAGGGCCCUACGAGUACGACCAGUCCGUUGCCAGCAUGUUCAGCAACACCACUGACCUGUGCCAGCCCGAGGGGAUGGAGUCCCAGGGGAACCUCAGUGACACCGUCUGUGCCCCCCACACUGCCAGGGAGAACCACGAGGUUCUCCUCGUCAUGUUCAUCGCCCAGGCACUGUUGGGCAUCGGCGGCGUCCCCAUCCAGCCCUUUGGGAUCUCCUACAUCGAUGACUUUGCCAGCGAGCAGAACUCCCCCCUCUAUUUGGGCAUCUUGUUCUCUGUGACAGUCAUCGGGCCAGGGGUGGCCUUCAUGCUGGGCUCUGCCAUGCUGCGUUUUUACGUCGACAUCGACAAAGUCACCGAAGGUGAGGUGCAGCUCACGAACAAGGACCCGCGGUGGGUCGGCGCCUGGUGGCUUGGCUUCCUGGUGGCAGCCAGUCUUGUGGCCGUGUCUGCGGUGCCCUACUUCUUCUUCCCACGGGAAAUGCCGAAAGAGGUGACAAGUGGCAAGGAAAGUGGCAGCAAGAAGAGCGAGGAUCUGCUCAGCCAGCUCAGGUCAAGGUCUGAAGAAGUGCAAAACCUCUCUCUAACCAAGUUCAUCAAACACUUUCCUAUGGUCCUGCUGAGGAACCUCCGCCACCCCGUCUUCCUGCUGGUGGUGCUGGCUCAGGUCAACCUCUCAGCUAUGGUCGCUGGUUUAGCAACGUUCAUGGGGAAGUUCCUGGAGAGACAGUUCUCCCUCACGGCCUCCUUUGCCAACAUGAUCAUCGGUGCCGUGAACAUCCCUGGGGCGAUGGUGGGCAUCGUGGUGGGUGGUGCCAUCCUGAAGAGGUUCCAGGUGUCCCUGAGGCAGUGCAGCGCCAUGUGCGUCCUGGGCAUGCUGCUCUGCCUGCUCGUGGCCUUCCCCCUUCUCUUCCUCGGCUGCCCCACACAGAAGGUCGCCGGUGUCACCUACAGCGAGAGCUCUGACUUUGCACUCCACACCAUGGAGUGCAGCCUCCAUUGUAAAUGCCCCGAGAAAGCCUACAACCCCGUCUGCGGCUCUGACGCUAUCGAGUACAUCUCGCCCUGCCACGCUGGCUGCGAGGUCGUGAAUGUCGACAACAAUUCAGUCCUGGUGAGUCCUUCCCUCCAAGCCAAGGCAGCAGGCAGAGAGCUUCCAGAUUCCCAGCCUCUGAGGACAUUGAGGUGUCCUUGCCCACCCACCCACUGCUUCACCCCAGCUUGGGUGCUGCACCAGGGACCCAGCUGCAACAUCUCCCUUGUUAUCCAGGAGCUUGAGUGGACUUCUUGCACAGAUGACACAAGAACCUUCUGCUUUCCCUUCGCACUAAGCUGUGACCGACAAGGUCACCUCCUUCAGCUGUGUGUCCUGUGGUGACACAGGAUGAUGUGCACUGAGGGAAGGGCUAAGCACUUUGGUCACCCAGUGUGACACCUCUUGUACUCAAGGGAUGCUUUCUCCAUGGGGUCAGCUGGCCCACCUCCACCAGGCUCCUGCUGCGAAUUGGCUCAUCUGUGUUCCUUGAACAGGGACCUGUGGAAACCCGGCUCCUAAUUCAGGCAUCAGGUUCUCUGAAACAGGCUGAGGUCUGAGCGUUUCCAUUUUUGCAAGGUGUGAAGGCAAAAUAUCCACGCAGGUGGCACAAUUUCAUGUAGCUCUGCUUUCCUGCAGCAGGUAUCACCCAGACUCACCCAGUACUGUUUUCCUUGGCUUGACACAAAAAGCUGUUCAAAAAUUGGAGUGAAUGACUUUUCAAAUAACUUGUCUAGCUCUCUUUCUUCUCCUCAUGCUCUCAGCAACUGUGCAGCACACCCAUGCUAACCUUGCUCGGACUUACCCAGGCCAUUGUGGCUUUGGAGUUCAUGCAGCAAAAUGCAAAACUGCCCUCAGCUCAAACUGCCCCCCUGAAGUGUGGGGGUGAAAUAUUAGCCCAAAACACACAGCUGAAACCUACAGUGGGGAAAAAUGACUCGGGUGUUUUCAUCAUAUAACUUCUUCUAGUGGUGCUGCAUGCCCCACCGUACAUCAGGCAUCUGUAGAUUGUGUAUAGGGAUGAAGAGAGAGGAGGUAAAGCUCACUUUUGGGGACUCAGGUAGCAAUUCUGUAUGCUCUGGGCAGGCCCAAUCCAGAGGGACCGUUGCUCCAACUCAGGUAGCAUUUAAAUUUAGCAUGGUUUCUCUCCCAGUUUCAGGCCAGGAAGACUUGUCUUUUA